UGAGCUGAAGCCAGCCUUUCCCGUCUCCGGCUCCGGUGCGACUGCGCCGUGAAGCCGCUGGCGGCGAUUGGCCCAGGGGGUGAGAGGGGGCGGGAGGUAAAGAGAGGGAAGUCCACCGUCCUCUGCGCGCGCCCACCCGCCCGCGGCAGGGGAACCAAGGGGGCUGGAGAGGAAGCAGCUCCCUGCUGCGUUGUUUUGGGCUCCGAGGGCCGAAAGGGGGAGGGAGGAAGGGCGAGAAACAAACACUACGUAGCGGAGGCUGCGUGCGGCCUUCUGCCUGCGUGCCUACGUGCGUGCGCUCGCUCGCGCGGGCUCAGUGCUGGCGCGUGAGGCGGAGGCGGGCGGCGGCGGCGCCUGCGCGGUCGGGCUCGGUCGACGGCUCUCAGGGGAGGAGGCGGCGGGAGGCGGAGGAGGCGGCGGCGGCGAUGGAGGUGAAGCGGCUGAAAGUGACCGAGCUGCGGUCGGAGCUGCAGCGGCGCGGCCUGGACUCGCGCGGCCUCAAGGUGGAUCUGGCGCAGCGGCUGCAGGAGGCGCUGGACGCCGAGAUGCUCGAGGACGAGGCCGGCGGUGGCGGGGCCGGGCCCGGCGGGGCCUGCAAGGCGGAGCCUCGGCCUGUGGCCGCGUUGGGCGGCGGCCCGGGCGGGGACGAGGAGGAGGACGAAGAGGAGGAGGAGGAGGACGAGGAGGCGCUGCUUGAGGACGAAGACGAAGAGCCACCCCCUGCCGAGGCCUCGGGCCAGGCCGCACAGCCGCCGCCGGAGCCCCCGGAGGCGGCAGCCGUGGAGGCCGCGGCCGAGCCCGAUGCUUCCGAGAAACCAGCGGAGGAGGCCACAGCCGAGUCAGGUGGGGUGAACGGUGGCGAAGAGCAGGGCACCGACAAGGGGGAGGAAGAUGAGCCGGAGGAUCGGAGCGGAGACGAGACGCCGGGAUCCGAGGCGCCGGGUGACAAGGCCGCAGAGGAACAGGGAGAUGACCAAGAUAGUGAAAAGUCAAAACCGGCAGGCUCAGAUGGUGAGCGGCGGGGGGUAAAGAGACAGCGGGAUGAGAAGGAUGAACAUGGCCGAGCUUACUAUGAAUUCCGAGAGGAGGCUUACCACAGCCGUUCAAAGUCUCCACCACCCCCGGAAGAAGAGGCAAAAGAUGAGGAAGAGGAUCAGACUCUUGUGAACCUGGACACGUAUACCUCGGAUCUCCAUUUUCAAGUGAGCAAAGACCGCUAUGGAGGGCAGCCGCUUUUCUCAGAGAAGUUCCCCACCCUUUGGUCCGGGGCAAGAAGUACUUAUGGAGUGACAAAGGGGAAAGUCUGCUUUGAGGCCAAGGUAACCCAGAAUCUCCCAAUGAAAGAAGGCUGCACAGAGGUUUCUCUCCUUCGAGUUGGAUGGUCUGUUGAUUUUUCCCAUCCACAGCUUGGUGAGGAUGAAUUCUCGUAUGGUUUCGAUGGACGAGGACUCAAGGCAGAGAAUGGGCGGUUUGAGGAAUUUGGCCAGACUUUUGGGGAGAGUGAUGUCAUUGGCUGCUUUGCUAAUUUUGAGGCUGAAGAAGUAGAACUUUCCUUUUCCAAGAAUGGAGAAGACCUUGGCGUGGCAUUCCGUAUCAACAAGGAAUCCCUGGCUGACCGGGCCCUCCUACCCCAUGUCCUCUGCAAAAAUUGUGUUGUAGAAUUAAAUUUUGGUCAGAAGGAGGAGCCCUUCUUCCCACCGCCAGAAGAGUUUGUGUUCAUCCAUGCUGUGCCUGUGGAGGAGCGCGUGCGCACUGCGGUCCCUCCCAAGACCAUAGAGGAGUGUGAGGUGAUUCUGAUGGUGGGACUGCCUGGAUCUGGAAAGACCCAGUGGGCACUGAAAUACGCAAAAGAAAACCCUGAGAAAAGAUACAAUGUCCUGGGAGCUGAGACUGUGCUCAAUCAAAUGAGGAUGAAGGGGCUCGAGGAGCCACAGAUGGACCCCAAAAGCCGAGACCUUUUAGUUCAGCAAGCCUCCCAGUGCCUUAGUAAGCUGGUCCAGAUUGCUUCCCGGACAAAGAGGAACUUCAUUCUUGAUCAGUGUAACGUGUACAACUCUGGCCAACGGCGGAAGCUAUUGCUGUUUAAGACUUUCUCUCGGAAAGUGGUGGUGGUCGUCCCUAAUGAGGAGGACUGGAAGAAGAGGCUGGAGCUAAGGAAGGAAGUGGAGGGAGAUGAUGUGCCUGAGUCUAUAAUGCUGGAGAUGAAAGCCAACUUCUCUCUGCCUGAAAAAUGCGACUAUAUGGAUGAGGUGACAUACGGGGAGCUGGAGAAGGAGGAAGCUCAGCCCAUUGUCACUAAGUACAGGGAGGAGGCAAGGAAGCUGCUGCCGCCCUCCGAGAAGCGGACAAACCGCCGAAACAAUCGAAACAAGCGAAACCGGCAGAACCGAAGCAGAGGCCAAGGCUACGUGGGCGGGCAGCGCCGAGGCUACGACAACCGGGCCUACGGGCAGCAGUACUGGGGGCAGUCUGGAAACAGAGGGGGUUACCGUAACUUCUACGAUCGAUACAGGGGAGACUACGAUCGGUUCUAUGGGCGAGAUUAUGAGUACAACAGAUACAGAGACUAUUACAGACAAUACAGUCGGGAUUGGCAGAAUUACUACUACCACCAUCCCCAGGACAGAGACCGAUACUACAGGAACUACUACGGUUACCAAGGGUAUCGGUGAAGCCCCUGCCAUUGUCGCCUGUCAGCCAUGAAGCUGAAUCUCUGGGGGUGCCAAGCACCCCCCAAAACACAACCAAGGAAAACAGGGGCUGCCGGGGUGGGGCUGAGCUGCCGGGGAGGGGCGGUGGGGGGAGGGUGCGCAAGCGGGGGGGGGGGGGGGUGGAAACAAACAACAAAACUGUACAUUUUUUUUUAAAGUUUGUUGAAAAGAAUAUUGUCUUAUUCUAUAAAACAUUUCAAACCUAGUUAGAUAUUUGUAAUCGAAAAACCAUUUGCUCAGAAAGCAGCACUUAGGGCUGCCUGUCCUAUACCCUGCAGUCAGACAGGAAAAGAACUGAAAAUGUCACCCUUCUGACAUUCUGAGGCAGCUGGACUGGCAGCCAAGUAAGGGAGAGUGAUGGCGAGGUAGUGCGGAGCGGGUGGGGAGGCGUGUGAGGGCACUCUCCAUACAGGCAGGAGCGGGGACAGAGGGAGAGCUUGUGACUGGGGCAGUGAAAAUAAACGAUCAGCUCUUAUCAAUCACUUGCACCAACUAACCGUUUGUAUUUUCUUUACCGACCUUUCCCUCUUGGGAUAUCUGGUCUGGUGGGCUGGGAGGCCAUAGUGUCCCUGUCUCCACGUUCCUGUGCCUUUGUGCUGUUUGGCUGAGGCAUGGAGACCACCAGUUGGGCGGUUCUGUUAUAGGAUCCCCACACCAAGGAGGCGUGGGGACUGUUCCUGAUUGCAGAGCAGAAUAGCUUGCAGCCUCUCUGUGUCUGUUAAUGGAUUUCCGUAAAAUCCGGGGGAAGAGUUGGGGUUGCAGCCCUCAGCCUGAAGACUGUGAUUUGCCAGUCUCUACUCUCUGUCUUCCAAGGUUGAGACAGGUGGGAAGUCUCUGAAAUCAUCUCUGUUAGAGAAUCUGUCCUCUUAUAGUUCAAGAGAAGGAACGUUUCUCAGGGUUUCAGCUCACACAGAAACGAAGCAGGAUUCUUUUCACUGCAGCAGGAUAUGUAUAUAGGUGAAUCCUGUGGUGUGGGCUACCAGGCCCAGGCGCUGAGAAUAGCAGCUAUUUUCUACAGUGUGGAGGGCCGGGGCCCUGCUGGCUUUUUUGAUACACAGAUAGAGAGUGAAUAGAAAAGGGGAGGGUGGGGGGUGGGAGGCAGCUCCGUGGGGCUGCUGGAACUUGGGAAGAGCAUGAAUGUGAGCGUGUGCAGCGUGUGCAUGAAAGAGAGCACCCCUUCCCGACUUGCUGAAACAGGAUUCCUCCUGGGGUGCCUUCCCUGUGUGUCCCAGAGAGGCCUCUAGCCAAGAGACUUCAGUCGGGAGAGUUAUUGUUUUGUAACUUUACCAGCACCCUCCCAGUUCUUGACAGACAGCUUCAGUUUGUGGGUUCAAGAAUACAGGUGGAUUAUGGGAAUGCUCUUUCAAUACUGAGCUUCAGUUUUCAUUCACCUUCCUGCUCAGCAUUGUGUCAGCCAAGAGCUUACUCAGCGAACACCACACAUUGCUGCACUUCCUGGCGAGGGGAGCCCUGGGUUGUGCUACUAGAAGGUACUUCACUUCCAUUUCCUUAGCUGGGCAGUCCUCUGUUGAAAAUUUUGUGCUGAGAUUUGACCUCUCUCCCCCUCUCCCACGGUUACUGCCGUGCCCAGGAGGGUGCGCAGGCCCUCGUCCUGGCCCUCUAGUCGCCCUUCUGCUCCACAAGGACCUCUGACCCGGAGGCUGGAAUGGGGGCUGGUAGGCAAUACGUUUGCUUGCUCAAAAUGAUGUCCUUUCUCUGGGCACCUGCUUUUUCUGUGGUGCCGUCAAAUGGAUUUGUGUGUGGCAGUGGGUGAAGUGAUUGCAUGAAUUUUUCUGUAACCCACUAACUUUUUAUUAUCAUUAAGGGGAGUUUUUGAGAAAGUUUUGCUCAUAGUGUCAGGGAGGUAAAAAGGAGGAGGUAGAAACUGGAGCCCAAAGAGAUUCCCUUAGGGCAAGAUUAUAACAGAAAAUUGACUCUGAGGCAGAAGCUGCCACCCCUAUUCAAACGUUUAGUUCUCCAGCAAAUAGCAUCUUUUUAUAGUCUACAACACAGUUCGGGGAUGCUAGGCCCUCAGGACCAGGGGGACAAAGCUUAAGCCGCUUUGGGUUUUUUUGGGGGGAGGGGAGGUACUUGCUGUUAAUUUUUGACACUAGAAAGUCAUUUUUUUUAAAAAAAAAGCUUUUUCUAGGUGGGUGGAGAGUGAAACUGCCACGUCCUUGUCGGUUUGGUCCAAGAGAUCACUCGCAACAACAGUAGAUGUCUGGGUUUUGUUUCUGUCUUUUUUUAUUAUGAAAAAACAAUGUUAAGGGGGAAAAUGUGGAUUAACAGGCGGGAUCCCUACCCUUGUUUUCCUUAGAAGACUUGUUUAGUGUUUUAUCAGACGUCUGUUGUAGUUGUAGAUGGAAAAGCUUGUGAGAAAAACAAACACCACAUGGAGCCUGUAAAUGUUAUUGCACAACCUGUAAAGCAUUCUUGGAAGUGGCCAGUAAAAAAGGGUUUUACCAUUUAAAAAAAAUGUAACUGUGUCAUUGUUUACAUCUGUAACUUUUUCCUCCCCUGUUCUCAUUACAACAUUAUGGCAAAAAUGUAGGCACGGUAGCUUCCAGUUUUAGAAUAAAUAACCAUUUGGAUUGAA
Messenger RNA from Aethalodelphis obliquidens (Pacific white-sided dolphin), 5307 nucleotides. RefSeq names its product heterogeneous nuclear ribonucleoprotein U like 2 (gene HNRNPUL2). Gene Ontology annotation, biological process: alternative mRNA splicing, via spliceosome. The record is from RefSeq and is a predicted model, not a curated record. The transcript is spliced from 14 exons. Lineage: Eukaryota; Metazoa; Chordata; Mammalia; Artiodactyla; Delphinidae. Gene Ontology annotation, cellular component: nucleus. The coding region runs from base 426 to 2672 and encodes 748 amino acids. Gene Ontology annotation, molecular function: protein binding; RNA binding.